AUGCCUGCCGGUAUGAAACGCCGAUGGCAACAAGGCACAUCCUCCGAUGCCGCUCCUCCUCCGAAGAAACGGGCUCCAGUCCGCAAAGCACCCAGUUCUCCACGUCCCUACAAUAUCUCAUUUGGGGUCACUGGCGAGGAGCGCAUGAUCAUAUCGUCAAACGCCACAAACUUUGAGCCGCUUUGCGUGACCUACCGCAAGCCUACUUGGACCGUCACCCAAGUCUAG
Molecule: messenger RNA, 228 nt
Organism: Pyrenophora tritici-repentis Pt-1C-BFP
Lineage: Eukaryota; Fungi; Ascomycota; Dothideomycetes; Pleosporales; Pleosporaceae
Source: RefSeq, a predicted model, not a curated record